CAGAAGCAGAUAAGGGAAGGCACACGACGCAACUAUCCUCCCAGCCCCCAGGGAAGAAGCCUACGUUUCCACGCUCCCUCCCCUUGUCCCCACUCCAAUGGCGCCCUCCCUCCUCGCCGCCGUGUCCGCCUCGCCCUUCCUCCUAGCCGGCAGCGGCAGCAGCCGCAGGCCCCUGGGCGCCGCCCCCAUCCGCCGGGCCGGGCUGCGCGUGGCUGCGCUUAAGUACGACCCUGCCAAGGUGGCGCCGCAGAACGACCGGGUGCUUGUCCGUAUCCAGCAGAUCCCUGAGAAAUCUGCUGGUGGUGUAUUGCUACCGAAAUCUGCUGUUAAGUUUGAGAGAUAUCUGAUGGGCGAGAUUCUAUCGGUCGGUGCUGAUGUUAGUGAAGUUGAGGCUGGGAAGAAGGUUCUCUUCUCAGACAUCAAUGCUUAUGAGGUGGACCUUGGUACCGAUGAGAAGCACUGCUUCUGCCGCGAGUCAGAUCUAUUAGCUUUGGUUGAAUGAAAUUUCAUACCAUGAAAAUUACGGACUUACCUAUGCUCCAACUGCAUGGACUUAUGUUGUUCCUACUUUGUUGUAUGCCAUUUGAUAUUUGAAUGUUCGUGAAUUCAGCUUAGCUUCUAGAUGAGUGUUAGUCACCAUUGAAUUUUGGCCGCCAUAAACUGGAAUUAUGUUAAUGCCCAAAUUGCUUAGAUAUUAUGGAUAAGAAAUUGUGUGAACGGAACUUGAAAGUUGAAAUGGUUACAUUUCUCAUCUGGUGUUUGUGCU
Molecule: messenger RNA, 766 nt
Organism: Sorghum bicolor (sorghum)
Lineage: Eukaryota; Viridiplantae; Streptophyta; Magnoliopsida; Poales; Poaceae
Product: 10 kDa chaperonin 1, chloroplastic
Exons: 6
Coding region: 98-502 (134 amino acids)
Cellular component (GO): mitochondrial matrix
Molecular function (GO): protein-folding chaperone binding; protein folding chaperone; metal ion binding
Source: RefSeq, a predicted model, not a curated record